AUGAAGCACGGGGAAAGAGAGCAGCUGCAAUUUCUGUCGAGCAGCUUUUUCGACAGAAGCGCGACGACGAUGACAAACGAAAACACAGAAAUCAUUAUCGAGUCUGGCACCUCGACAGAACAAGGGUCUUCUUCGAACGAUGAGCCCUCGGUCAAGUGCCGGAAGAAUACCGCCGCCCCCACAGCCGAAACUCGCCAAAGCGAUUCAGACUCUUUUCAUGAAGAAGACGAAAGUGAUCGAGCGAUGCUGAUACAGAGAUCCAGUGCCAGAAGACGGCAGAAGGAGUCCACGUCAAAGUUUAAAUCGCCACAAAAGAGAUACGUCCCAGAAUGGUGGAAAACAUUUGUCAUUUUAAUCUACUUGCAAUGCUGUCUGUUUCUGAUGACGGUGACGGAAGCAAUCGUCCACGACAAAGUGCCAGAUCAAAACACCACUGCUCCUCUUCCUGAUAUCGCAUGGGAAUUGACCGCAAAGUGGCCCUUCGAGACUGAAUUUGGGAAUCACCUCUGUUUCAAACUUACAGAAAUCAUUAUUCUCUGCCUCACAGUUCUAGCUCAUCUCCACUUUAUCACUCAUGUUCACUUCUCGAUCGUCUUUCGUCGCUGGUUAUUUCACGUCGGAACAGUCUAUCUGUACAGAGUGCUGACUAUCUCCGUCACAAUCCUUCCAGUGCCCAAGUUACCGCCGAACCACUGCAUGCCAAAGACGGACGGCUCGGUCGAACAGAUUCUCCAAAGAGCAUGGAAGACACUCUCUGGCGCAGGGAUGGAAAUCUGA
Messenger RNA from Oikopleura dioica, 777 nucleotides. The record is from the annotation of a GenBank genome assembly. NCBI's taxonomy places the organism in Eukaryota, Metazoa, Chordata, Appendicularia, Copelata, Oikopleuridae.